AAAUUUAAAGUCUACUUCUUAUCUGGCAUAAUCUUGAAUAUAUAUAAUAUUAUUAAUAGUAAUAAGAUAAUAAAGCUACCUUUAGAAAGAAUUUUUAUGAAUAAAAAAAAGGAUAUCUACAUGGAAUACUGCUACUAUAAGGAUCUUUUAUUAAGGAAAGUGCAGCUAUCUAAUAUUAUAAAAUAG
This is a messenger RNA of Aspergillus piperis CBS 112811, 186 nucleotides long. RefSeq lists its product as uncharacterized. NCBI's taxonomy places the organism in Eukaryota, Fungi, Ascomycota, Eurotiomycetes, Eurotiales, Aspergillaceae. The transcript has a single exon. The record is from RefSeq and is a predicted model, not a curated record. The annotation marks the transcript as partial.